Molecule: messenger RNA, 1707 nt
Organism: Serendipita indica DSM 11827
Lineage: Eukaryota; Fungi; Basidiomycota; Agaricomycetes; Sebacinales; Serendipitaceae
Source: the annotation of a GenBank genome assembly
AUGUCCGAAAACACUCAGGAGGACCAUUUAAAGCAAGCCAGUGCUCAUCCUGCACCCGCAGACGGCACAACUCACCAGGAAUCCGCGCUCGGUCUACAAACGGGUUCAAAUCCAGUGAUAACCACCCAAGAUGUAUCCACAGAAUCAGCCUCUGGGCCAGUCGUUGAUAGCGCAACCUCUGCAGAGCCAGAAACAAAACCGUCCAGUGGCAAUCUUCGCCCAGGCUUUUUUGCAGCAGGUGGCUCUCUGAUGCGCAAAUUUGACGAGGUCCAGAGUCGUCGUGCCUCUCGGCCCUCUUCUCCUCCCCCAGCUAUUGUCGGCAUUGGAAACAAGGUCGCUCCGCCCGAUUAUUCCGAGGAGAAGAUUGUGCUCGCAAUGGUGGGACUGCCAGCAAGAGGAAAGUCCUAUCUGAGCAACAAGUUGACGAGAUAUCUCAAGGCGAGUCCCGUAAUGAUUGAUUGUGCUUCUACUGACGUCGUACAGUGGCUCGAGUACGAUGUCAAGGUCUUUAAUGUUGGUAAUCUCCGACGGUCAAAGGCAAAAUCGAGAGCUUCAAGGACUGGCAAGAAAGAGGUUCAUUCCGCCAAUUUCUUCUCUAAUGAAAACGACGAGGCGACAAAGGAGCGCGAGACGCUCGCAGAGGAGAGCCUCGAGAUGCUCAUUUCCUGGCUGUAUCAGGGCGGCAAUGUUGCCAUACAUGAUGCAACAAAUAGUACAAAGAGCCGUCGCGCCAAGAUUGAAGCUCGAGUAUCACGAGAACCAAAUUUUUCGCUAAUCUUCCUCGAGUCGUGGUGCGACGAUCCAGAGAUUAUCGCGGCCAAUGUCGAUCUCAAGGUCAGCGCCGGGGAUCCAGACUAUAUGAACAUGUCCCGUGAAGAAGCGCGAAAGGACUUUUGGCGCGAAUCAAGCAGUACGAGGCCGUCUACCAGACGAUCACCGAGCCGCAUCUAUCUUAUAUGCGAAUCGCCAAUGUCGGCAAGUCGAAUCGCGUUCUAUCUCAUGAACUUGCAUCUCAAGCCGCGAUCUAUAUUCAUGUCGAGGCACGGCGAGAGUAUGUACAAUGUCGAAGGCAAGAUUGGUGGAGAUGCACCGUUGUCUCCCCGAGGGAUGCUCUAUGCCAAUGCGUUGCCUGGGCUAAUCAAGGACAAUCUCGGUGAUGCAAACCUGACGGUGUGGACAUCGACACUGCAGCGAACGAUCCAGACGGCACAGUUUUUGCCGUUUACCAAGCUCACUUGGAAAUCACUCGACGAAUUGGACGCGGGUGUAUGCGAUGGGAUGACUUAUGAGGAGAUUGAAGAGGCGUAUCCUGAAGACUUUGCGAACCGUGAUGACGACAAGUUUAACUACCGGUACCGAGGUGGCGAGUCUUAUCGCGAUGUCGUGCUAAGACUGGAGCCAGUCAUUAUGGAACUGGAGAGACAAGAGAAUAUUCUCAUCGUUGGACACCAAGCCAUUUUACGUUGCUUGUAUGCCUACUUCCACAACCUCCCCCAGGACGACUUGCCGUAUAUCAAGAUUCCACUUCACACUGUCAUCAAGUUGACUCCAAAGGCAUAUGGUUGCGACGAAGAGAGGUACAAAGUCGGGAUCGAUGCCGUCGAUACACACCGUCCGAAACCGGGAGCUACCAAGAGCACGCUCGACGCUGCCCAGAACACGACUGCCCGCGUUUUCGAGGUCGCGCCGGACGUGCCUGUCGUUUGA